AACAUCGUACAAACAUUCUUAGAGAGACACGGAGAGAGAACGAGAGCGAGAGAGAGAGGAUGGGUCAUCACUCAUGCUGCAACAAGCAAAAGGUGAAGAGAGGGCUUUGGUCACCGGAAGAAGACGAAAAGCUCAUCAACUACAUCAAUUCAUACGGCCAUGGAUGUUGGAGCUCAGUUCCCAAACAUGCAGGCAUAUAUAUACACACAUAUCAUGGGUCUUGUCUGCAGAGAUGUGGGAAGAGUUGUAGAUUAAGAUGGAUAAAUUAUCUACGACCUGAUCUUAAACGUGGAAGCUUCUCUCCUCAAGAAGCUGCUCUUAUCAUUGAGCUACAUAGCAUUCUUGGUAACAGAUGGGCUCAAAUUGCUAAACACCUACCUGGAAGAACAGAUAACGAGGUCAAGAAUUUUUGGAAUUCAAGCAUAAAAAAGAAGCUCAUGUCUCACCACCAUCAUGGUCAUCAUCUUCAUCACCAUCAUCAUCAUCUCUCUUCCAUGGCGAGUUUGCUCACCAAUCUUCCUUAUCACAAUGGAUUCAACCCUUCUACUGUCGACGAUGAAAGUUCAAGAUUCAUGUCCAAUAUCAUCACAAAUACUAACCCUAAUUUCAUCACUCCAAGCCACCUCUCUCUUCCUCCUCCUCAUGUUAUGACCCCAUUGACGAUGUUCCCAACCUCUAGAGAAGGAGAUUUCAAGUUUAUAACCACAUACAACACAAACCAGUCUCAUCAAGACAAUAACCUUUACAACAAUUUCGACAUAUUGUCAGCCACACCAGUCAUAAACAAUCAUCAUCAACCUUUACUCUCUUCUUCUUCUCAUGAUAAUAAUGAUCCCCAAUGGCCAGCGUUACCAGAUUUCCCAGCGAGUACCAUUUCCGCUUUUCAAGAAACGUCCCUUCAAGAUUAUGAUGAUGCUAAUAAACUCAACGUGUUUGUGACACCGUACAACGAUAAUAAUGCCAAGAAGCUAUUAUGUGGAGAGGUUCUCGAAGGCAAAGUACUAUCCUCCUCCUCGCCAAUUUCACAAGAUCACGGCCUUCUUCUUCCCACCUCGUACAACUUGCAAAUGUCAACCACGGUCNGACGAUGUUCCCAACCUCUAGAGAAGGAGAUUUCAAGUUUAUAA
Camelina sativa (false flax) is the source of this 1127-nucleotide messenger RNA. The record is from RefSeq and is a predicted model, not a curated record. Lineage: Eukaryota; Viridiplantae; Streptophyta; Magnoliopsida; Brassicales; Brassicaceae.